AUGUCUGUUCAUCGUUAUGUUGGAGUAUGUUUACCAUUUAAAACAUCAACACUCCUAAAAACAGCUCGAGUUCGAAUAUUUAUUCUAUCACUUCUCGGAUUCUCUCUUCUUUUCAAUAUUACUCGAUUUUUUGAGGUACGUGUGGUCAAUAAUUGUUUCCGAUCAAAUAUAAAUGCCUUUAUUCCUGUGUUAGUCCCAUCAAAUCUACGACUUAGUCAAACUUAUCGCCUUAUAUUUUUUGGUUGGGCCUAUACUAUAUUGAUGUUUGUGCUGCCAUUUACAUUAUUAAUUAUUUUAAAUUCUCAGGUGCUAUUAGCCAUUCGACGAUCAAAUCGAUUACAUAGGAGGCAAAGUAUGGUACCCGAUGAAUCGUUAAAACAGGCGGAACGAAAAGAACGCCAAAUAUCAAUAAUGCUUAUUACAAUUGUACUCGUUUUCCUAUCAUGCAAUACAUUAGCAUUCGUAGUUAAUAUUCUGGAAAAUGUUGGUUAUGACAAUGCUCUUUACGUUUCGCUUGUCACUUACAGCAAUUUCUUGGUUAUGGUAAAUGCAUCAUGCAACAUAGCAAUAUAUAUGUUAUUUUCGGAUAAAUAUCGUCUAUUACUAAAACAUUAUAUGACAUGUCAUUGGUCAAGGGAUAGUGAAUUACUUUUAACGACAAAUACUGCAUAA
This is a messenger RNA of Cercopithifilaria johnstoni, 672 nucleotides long. The record is from the annotation of a GenBank genome assembly. NCBI's taxonomy places the organism in Eukaryota, Metazoa, Nematoda, Chromadorea, Rhabditida, Onchocercidae.